This is a messenger RNA of Sinocyclocheilus anshuiensis, 339 nucleotides long. RefSeq names its product eukaryotic translation initiation factor 4 gamma 3-like. Gene Ontology annotation, cellular component: eukaryotic translation initiation factor 4F complex. The record is from RefSeq and is a predicted model, not a curated record. NCBI's taxonomy places the organism in Eukaryota, Metazoa, Chordata, Actinopteri, Cypriniformes, Cyprinidae. The transcript is spliced from 2 exons. The coding region runs from base 28 to 339 and encodes 103 amino acids. Gene Ontology annotation, molecular function: protein binding; translation initiation factor activity; mRNA binding.
AGCAUUUUGAACAAGCUCACACCCCAGAUGUUUCAUCAGCUGAUGAAGCAGGUGACGGAUCUCACGAUCAACACAGAGGAGAGGCUGAAAGGAGUCAUCGACCUUGUGUUUGAGAAAGCCAUUGAUGAGCCCAGCUUCUCUGUGGCCUACGCCAACAUGUGUCGCUGCCUGGCUACGCUAAAAGUGCCCACAGCAGACAAACCUAAUAUCACUGUAAACUUCCGGAAGCUGCUAUUGAACCGCUGUCAGAAGGAAUUCGAGAGGGACAAAGUGGACGACGUCGUACUUGAGAGAAAACAAAAGGAGCUGGACUCUGCCACAUCAGUAAUUAUUCAAUAA